AUGUAUUCUGACGGCAGGCCUGAGGUGACGAACCAGCGUAAGGAUACAAUAAUUAAGGUGGAACUUGGUUGCAAUUGUGAUAAAAUACCAAGGUGGCAAAAUGUAAAACUGCUAGGUGUAGGGGAGUGUUUGGUAUGGAGAAAUCGCCCUGCUCAGACGUUGUGUAUACCAUGGGAUGAUAAAGUCAUCACAUAUUCUUCGAAUUCGAAAAAGGCACCAGCAAGGACAACAACUGGCUGCCAACUUCAGGAAUCAAUUGUACUCGAUUGCACCAUGAACAGCAAUCUAUCCCCAGGUGAAGAUGUCAAAACAAACGGAGGCGUUCACUUAAACGGUGAUGCAGAUGGUAGGGUAGAUGCCAUCUCGAUCGAGCAACCGCUUUUUCUUAACCGGAACAUGGAGGACCAGCUUGACCUCCUGGUUUUGGCGUGGGUAUUGCUUCUGUACCGCGGCAGUGGACUCAGUGAGGAUGGAGAAUUUGCGUGGGGCCUUACGGAAGCAUCAAACGACGAAUUUUCCAAUUUCAGACCCAAAUUCUCCGGCAAUAUCAUUGAUAUCAUCUCGGGGGAGAGCGAUCACAUCUCUAAACCCCUAGAGUCCAUCCGAGCAAGGCGUCCCAGCAUCUCCAAUGACGAACGAAAGCAGUUGAAGGAUUAUUCCAUUUUCUUCACAAAUGUGGCUCACACCGCGGAAAAGUAUGGCGAUCUAGCAUUUGCCGUAGAAAUAUCCGUAUCUGGGGAGAAGUUGUAUUUGCAGCACCACGGGCAACAUUCCACAUUAUCUCGGAACGCAAUUGAAAUCCAUGUCGACGGAUUCAUUGAUAUAUUUAAUUCGAUAGUCGUAAACCUGGACAUGACCGUGGCUCAGGCUAUGCAAAUUGGGGAUCGUGAGUUGCAACAACUAUGGAAAUGGAAUGCGAUCGUCCCUCCGGAAAUUGAUGAAUGCAUCCACGUUACGUUCAUGAAAAACGCCCAAAAAAAUUCUAAUCGCAUGGCGGUUGUCUCGUGGGAUGGGGAGCUAUCAUACGGAGAGGUUGAUCGCUUUUCAACGCAGCUGGCAAUACGUCUUAUUGAACUGGGUGUCAAAAUAGGGACGGCGGUGCCACUCUGUUUUGAAAAGUCAAUGUGGACUGUUGUUGCUGUGCUCGCUGUGAUGAAGGCGGGUGGAGCCUUGGUGCUCACGGACCCUGGUCAACCAGAGGCACGAUUGGAGACCAUAGUGACGGAAGUGAGUGCAAAUCUUAUGUUGACUUCCGUAAAGCAGGAGGAGCUGGGACAUCGACUUCUGCCCAGAGGAACUGUUCUCGCCGUUAGCCAUCACAUUUUCCAAUCAGAGCAAAAUUCAUGCUUCACAGCCGCCUUGCCGUCCGUUCCUGGGUCAUCUACGUUGUAUAUUAUUUUCACUUCAGGAAGUACCGGUAAACCGAAAGGCGUCGUGAUAUCGCACGCCAACUACGUCAGUGGUGCAUUGCUCAGAGCGGAGGCUGUAGGUUAUGGACCACACUCACGCGUGCUCGAUUUCCCGUCGUAUGCCUUCGACGUCAGUAUCGAUUGCAUGUUGUGCACCCUCGCACAUGGAGGUUGUGUCUGUGUACCCUCCGAAGAUGACCGAGUAAACAAUCUUAGCGGUGCAAUACGUAAUAUGAAAGUUAACAUGGCCCAUAUGACACCGUCAGUUGCAAGAGUACUCGAAUCAGAUAUUCUACCAUCUCUUGAAGUCCUUGGUCUAGGUGGAGAGUCCGUUUCUGCCCGAGAUGCGGCCAACUGGGGUAGGUUCACAAAGAUCAUUAUUGCAUACGGUCCUUCGGAGUGCACGGUUGGAUGCACAAUUAACAAUGACGUUCACAUUGAUCGGUCAUACACCAGCAUCGGCAAGGGCGUUGGCGGCGUUACAUGGGUGGUGGAUCCCGCAGAUCACAAUCGCCUGAUGCCUAUCGGAGCCAUUGGAGAACUCAUUAUUGAAGGACCAAUUGUCGGCCAAGGUUAUCUUAAUGAUCCAGUAAAGUCCUCAACUGUUUUUAUCAAGGAUCCCACGUGGCUAGUUUCCGGUGGAGGAGGGAUCCCUGGGCGACACGGCCGUUUCUAUAAAACAGGUGAUCUCGUACGAUAUGGUCCAGAUGGUUCAGGCUCCAUAGUAUUCGUUGGCCGAGGCGAUCAACAAGUAAAGCUCCGGGGACAGAGAGUGGAACUAGGGGAGGUUGAACAUCAUCUGAGGAUGAAGUUACCUGCUGGAACCACGGUUGCAGCGGAGGUUAUCACACCGGGUGGAAUGAAGGGAGAGCCAACUUUGGUCGCAUUUAUAGCCCAAGAAAAUACACCGAAAGCACGGGGACAGGGCGAAAUAGCGGCAUUUUCCACAGAACUUCAGCAUGUUUUAAAUAUCAUGGACAAGGAGCUUGCAGCUUCCCUUCCUCGAUAUAUGGUGCCAGCAGCAUACAUUCCACUCUUCGAAAUGCCAUUGUUAGUAUCGUGCAAAACAGAUCGAAAGAAACUCCGGGCCAUUGGAUCUGCUAUGUCAAGGAAGGAGCUUAUAAAACUCAGGACGUCCACGGAACAGGCGCGAGAGCCGCAGUCGGAGAUGGAGCGGAAGUUGCAGCACAUCAUGAUAGAUUUGUUUGGCAAAGAAGCGGACAUUAACGUGCAAAGCAAUUUCUUCGAUUUGGGGGGCGAUUCACUCAUGGCGAUGAAGUUGGUGGCUGCUGCACGCCGGGAGAACAUUUUAACAAGUGUGGCUGACAUCUUCCGAUAUCCAACGCUCUCUGAGCUGGCUUUAACUUUGAAGCAUACCGACGAUGUCGACGUACACACCGAAGUACCACCAUUUUCACUAAUAGACUCGACCUGGCAAGCGGAAGAUGCUCGUGUCGAAGCAGCAAAUCUUUGCAGUCUUAACGCAUCGUCGAUAGUGGAUAUGUACCCCUGUACUCCGCUCCAGGAAGGGCUAAUGGCUCUUUCGGCAAAAAUCAGCGAAGCUUAUGUUGCUCAAAGAGUUGUUGAGCUCAAAGAUAUCCAAACGGCAGAACGGCUUCAGAGGGCGUUUGAGACUGCCGUCGCUGACUCGGCGAUCCUACGGACCCGUAUCGUGCAAGUUCCUGGCCAUGGUCUCAUGCAAGUUGUGGUCAGGGAUGAAAUCUCGUGGCGGUCAGGUCGAACAUUAGAGGAGUACUUGGCUCAGGAUCGAAAUGAGCCAAUGGGAUUGGGCACAGAACUUGUCCGUUUCGCCGUUCUCCCUAAUAAAAAAACAAAUGGGGCUCAUUUCGUCUUGACGAUACACCACGCACUUUAUGAUGGUUGGUCGAUGCCAUUGAUCGUCAGGCGCAUCAAUAGGGCGUACAACGGGAAAGAAAUAGAACGACCAGUAUCGUUCAAUUCCUUCAUCAAAUAUCUUAGUGGCCUCAACAGCAACGAGUCCAAGAGCUACUGGAAAGCACAGCUACAAGGCGCCACCAGUUUACAGUUUCCAUCUCUCCCAUGGCCCGGCUACCAAACACAGCCUCAAUCUCUGCUUGAACAUUACGUUCCAAUAAGCAAGCCCUUAAUAUCAAGCACGAGUAUUGCAAUUGCCAUUCGGGCAGCCUGGGGCUUAGUUGCAGGGGCUUAUACAGCCUCCGACGAUGUCAUCUUUGGAGAAACCCUGACAGGUAGAAACGCCUCAGUUGUCGGCGUUGACAAAAUCGAAGGGCCUAUGAUUACCACAGUGCCUGUUCGCGUACGAAUUGAUAGAAAUUCACGAGUUAGCGAAUAUCUACGAAAAAUCCAGGAUGACACAGCAUUUCGUAUCCCCCAUGAACACAUGGGCCUGCAGCAUAUCCGACGCCUAAGCCCCGACGCACGCGAAGCUUGCGAGUUAAGGACUGGCAUUGUGAUCCACCCAAUGGCUACUGAGGAUGACACGAGCAUAACAGGAGAAGGGCCAGCAAAUGGCUUUGUCCCGGCAGGAGACGAAGAUGCUGCACGUGAGGCACUGAAAUUUAAUACAUAUGCACUCAUGCUGGUCUGCUCUCUUGACCCCAAGGGUUUCCUUGUAAUGGCCAGUUUUGACUCAGCAACCAUUGACGUGACUCAAAUGGAUAAGGUUCUGGGACAAUUCGGACGAACUGUACAGAGACUUUUUGACGACUCAGGGGAACUGGUAAGCAACUUGCAGUUAAUGUCGGAGGAAGAUCUAGCUGAGGUAUGGCAUUUCAGCAAUACUAGCAAAUACUUGGAUGAAGGAGUAUUGGGAGCCAACUGCUCUGGUGCAACAGCAACUUGGGUGGUUGACCCUCAGAACCCAGAACGAUUACUUCCCUUUGGGGCAAUAGGAGAGCUUCUAAUCGAGGGGCAGUUUAAAUCUGCCACCUCCACAUCGAUCCAAAGCACAAACUGGCUUGCCGCUGGAUGUCGGGAUAUGCCGGGAAGGAGAGGAAAGCUUCAUGAAACGAGCCAGCUGGUCAAGUACAACAGUGACGGUUCACUAGUUUUCAAAGGCCAAAAGUCCGACGUGAUCAAAUCCAACAUAGAAACAGAAAAGCGAGAAGUCAAGAAACGUCUCCAUGCCACGACAUCAGAGCAGCAGAAGUUGCAAGAGCUCUGGAGCCGUAUACUUGGCAUUAACAAAGAGGAGGUUGACCUCAACGACAACUUCUUUGACCUCGGUGGCGAUUCUAUUAGCGCCAUGAAGCUGGUUUCUGAGGGAAGAAUGGAGGGACUUGAGCUGACUGUAAUGCAAGUCUUCCAGCACAGACGACUUUCGGAUAUGGCGGAUAUUGUAAAAGAUUCGCUGUCUCUCUCAACACCAGCCAAAGCAUACGUUCCGUUUUCAACACUAGAUAUCUCAGAUAUUGAAACGUUCAUCUCCGAGUCCAUCCGACCAGCCCUUGCAGACCCAAGCUGGAUAAUAGCGGAUAUACUACCUGCACGCCCCCUCCAGGAGAUCGCCGUGGAUGGGACUACAAAACUCCCCCGUUACUCCGCGCGAUACGAGCUAUUUUACCUAGAUGCAGCAGUUGAUAGACCGCAUCUAUUCAAGAGUUGUCAGGAACUCAUAUCCCGAAACGAAAUUCUCCGGACGGUAUUUGUCAAAUCCCGAGGGUCCUGUUUUGGUGUUGUGCUUCAAGACCUCCAGCUACCUUUAGUCGAAUAUGAGAUAGAUGGGGACCUGGAGACCUUCGCGGAGCAGCUCUGCAAUCUCGAUGUCCAAAUGGUGAUGCCACUGGGCUCGCCAUUUAUAAAAUUCCUGUUUGUUCGGUGUUCUGACGGGAGAAGCUGUCUGAUCAUGCGUAUUUCCCAUGCCCAAUAUGAUGAAAUCUGUCUGCCCAUUUUGUUACGUCAACUCUCCGCUCUAUAUGAAAGGAGAUCGCUCCCUUCUGCCCUACCGUUUUCAUCUUUUGUCCACCAUGUUGUUCGAGAAAAUAUUCCCAAAAGUAUUCAAUACUGGCGCGAUCUGCUGAAGGGAGCUUCGAUGUCAAUAUUGCGUCCAUCUACCCCGCUAGAAUCCAAAAAGUCGGUUUUUAUAUGCAAAACAUUCGAUAUCUCGUCUCGCCCCAAAGAUAUCACCAUUGCCACUCUCCCGUCGGCGGCUUGGGCACUUUGUCUGGCUCGCCGGUUGGCGGUUCGCGACGUCACUUUUGGGGAAGUGGUUAGUGGUCGCAACAUCGAUCUUCCCAACUGCGACACUGUCAUGGGCCCAACCUGGCAAUACGUCCCUGUCCGCAUAAAAUUCGAGCCUGGCUGGACGGGAGUCGACCUUCUCAACUUCGUCCAACACCAGCACAUUUCUAGCACUCGUUUCGAAGGCAUUGGGUUGAAGGAAAUCGUCAAACAUUGUACUGACUGGUCCGAGACGGUAGACUGGUUUGACUCCGUGGUACACCAGGACGUCGAGCACGUGGAAAGUUUAGCGUUCUUAUCGGCGAACAGUCGAAUGGAUACGAUAUAUCCACACUUAGAACCGCUGCGUGAGUGGAAGAUACAAGCCUUCCCGAAGGGCGACAGUUUGGGUAUCGAAAUCGUCACCUUUGAGUCUUGGCGCGCGGAGGCUAAUUCAAUCCUCAAUGAACUGGGCGACAUAAUCUCACAACUGCUGACCAAGCGUAAUUCAGCUCUUUUCUGGACUGACAAGACGAGCAGCAACCCCCGCCCACGAUGCUCCGGAGCCUAUUUUGAUGCCUCAAGAGAUAUCUGUCGUAAUUAUAACAUGCUAGAGAAAAUAAGUUCACGCCAAGUUUCCAGCAGCGUCGCUGAAGGAGAACGCCUCUGGAGUGCUGAAAACCGCUUUUGA
This is a messenger RNA of Paracoccidioides brasiliensis Pb18, 6261 nucleotides long. RefSeq lists its product as uncharacterized. The coding region runs from base 1 to 6261 and encodes 2086 amino acids. Gene Ontology annotation, biological process: amino acid activation for nonribosomal peptide biosynthetic process; secondary metabolite biosynthetic process. Gene Ontology annotation, molecular function: catalytic activity; phosphopantetheine binding. The record is from RefSeq and is a predicted model, not a curated record. The transcript has 2 exons. Gene Ontology annotation, cellular component: cytoplasm.